GCUCUCGAGUCUUGUUUCCAGUUCGUCCCUGACCAGCAGCUGUCUUAUACAACAACACACAAGCUCUACAAGAUGGCCGCUGCAAUCAAAGCGAUCAAUGCAAAGAUCCGGUCCAACAAGGUCGCGGACUAUAUCUGCUCGACCCAUUUCUGGGGCCCUGUCUCCAACUUCGGUAUCCCCGUUGCGGCUGUGAUGGACACACAGAAAGAUCCGGAACUUAUCUCUGGCCAAAUGACCGGUGCCCUGGUUGUCUACUCCGCUACCUUCGCGCGCUACGCUCUCGCCGUCACCCCUGCCAACUACCUCCUCUUCGCCUGCCACGCUAUCAACUUUUCCGCUCAGUGUACCCAAGGAUACCGCUAUCUGAACUACUGGAACUGGGGAGGCCGUGAAGCUGCACUUGCUGCGCAGGGAGCGCAGAAGGGCAAAGAUGCUCCUGAGGCGGGUGCCUAAGAAGGAGGCAUUCAUCGCCUGAUGAUUUGGGAUUCUGUGUUACCUACCUAUAUAUUAGUGCUAGACCGGCUUUGUACUUAUUCAGGAAUCGAUGAAGUGACCGUGGUCGACUGUACGUUUUUCUCCGGGAAGAGGUAGUCGUGUAGUGUUUUAUUAUAUCUCGCGUUUUCCGGAGGGGACGACACGGAACUUGAUGGUUAUGAUAAUCUGGCAAGGCUUUGUUAUUGGGCUGGAAUUUAUAGAAUGAUGAAUUUAUUCAAGCUACUUAAAUCAAAUCAUAUCAU
This is a messenger RNA of Aspergillus versicolor CBS 583.65, 737 nucleotides long. RefSeq names its product pyruvate transporter MPC1. Gene Ontology annotation, biological process: pyruvate import into mitochondria. The coding region runs from base 73 to 453 and encodes 126 amino acids. The transcript is spliced from 4 exons. Gene Ontology annotation, cellular component: mitochondrial inner membrane. The record is from RefSeq and is a predicted model, not a curated record. Lineage: Eukaryota; Fungi; Ascomycota; Eurotiomycetes; Eurotiales; Aspergillaceae.